Messenger RNA from Aureobasidium melanogenum CBS 110374, 1518 nucleotides. Its product is annotated as glycoside hydrolase. Gene Ontology annotation, molecular function: beta-glucosidase activity. Lineage: Eukaryota; Fungi; Ascomycota; Dothideomycetes; Dothideales; Saccotheciaceae. The coding region runs from base 1 to 1518 and encodes 505 amino acids. Gene Ontology annotation, biological process: carbohydrate metabolic process. The transcript has a single exon. The record is from RefSeq and is a predicted model, not a curated record.
AUGGAAAAUCCUCCGAUCGCUUCUUCGCCAAAAAAUGCUUCCGUGCUUCGGCCAGACUUUCACUGGGGUUUCGCAACAGCAGCUGCCCAAGUGGAAGGAGCAUGGGAUGCCGACGGCAAAGGCGAAUCCAUCUGGGACAAAUUCUCUCGUAUUCCUGGCAAAAUCAUCGAUGGCAGUACUACUGCUGAUGGCACUCGUGCCUACGAUCUCUACAAGGAAGAUGUUCAGUUGCUCAGGAAACUUGGCGUCAAUUCCUAUCGCUUUAGUCUUGCUUGGAGUCGUAUCAUCCCUCUGGGUGGUAAGGAUGACCCUGUGAAUGAAGCCGGACUUGAGUAUUACAGCAAUCUUGUGGAUGAGCUGCUUGCCAGUGGUAUUACUCCAUUUGUUACUCUGUUCCAUUGGGACACUCCUCAGGCACUGGAGGAUCGUUAUGGCGGUAUGCUGGAUCAAGCUCGUUAUACGCCUGACUUUGAACGCUACGCACGCGUCUGCUUUUCUGCCUUGGGCGAUCGUGUCAAGCACUGGAUCACCUACAAUGAGCCGGGCGUUUACACACUGGCUGGCUACGCUGCAGGCGUCCAUGCUCCUGGUCGGUCGUCUCUAUCUGAUCGUGAUGACCCUGGAGAUAGCAGUACCGAGCCUUUCAUCGUCGCACAUACCGAGCUAGUCAGCCACGCUCACGCGGUGAAGAUCUACCGCGAAGAGUUCAAGCCAACGCAGAAAGGUGUCAUUGGAAUUACUCUUCAUGGCAACUUCAGCGCACCUUGGGAUGAGAAUGAUCUCAAGGAUGUUGAAGCCGCCGAGCGAGCCCUACAAUUCGAGAUUGGUUGGUUUGCCGAUCCCGUAUAUGGAUCUGGCGACUAUCCAGCUUGCAUGCGAGAGCAACUUGGAAACCGUCUUCCCCACUUUACACCCGAGGAAAAAGCACUUGUACAAGGAUCUUCUGACUUCUACGGCAUGAACAGCUAUACCACAUUCUAUGUGCGUCACCGCGACGAACCAGCUGAUAUCAACGACCACGAGGGCAACAUUACUUCCCACGACACCAACAAAGCUGGCGUCUCUCGUGGUGCGGAAACGCCAACAGCAUGGCUGAGAAGCAAUCCAGCGGGCUUCUUGAGCUUGUUACAUUGGAUCUGGACUCGUUACCAGACACCAAUCUACAUCACCGAAAACGGCACUACGGCCAAGGGCGAGUUUGAAUGGGAUCCUACCUCCGAUGUUCAGCUGGACGACACUUUCCGUCAGGACUUUUUCGAAGGGUAUAUAGGUGCUGUGGCUGAUGCAGUUCGCAAUGGUGUUGAUAUCAGAAGUUAUUUUGCGUGGACUUUCACUGAUAAUUGGGAGUGGGCUGCUGGAUUCACCGAUCGCUUUGGCAGCACCUGGGUUGAUUAUGAGAGUCCUGAGAAGACGAGAUAUCCCAAGAAGUCUGCUUUUGAGUUGGGUAGGAUCUUUGAGCAUUUGAUUGGGAAGAAGGAGAAGAACAAAGAGAGCGGUGGUAAGUGUAGUUUGCAAUGA